GAGGAGAUCGCCUGGAAACACGUCGCGGCGUGACCGAGGGCGGUGGGUUCCCUGCGGCCGGCCCGCCCGGCAGAGAAUGGGCUGCUUGGGCUGGGCCGUAGCAGUUCGUUUCAGCGUCUUCCCAGCCCGAGUGCGUCUGCCUCACGCCUACCGGCCCGCUCUGGGACUUUGGAGUCUGCUUUACCUUGUAUGCAGAGUGGCGUGAAGCUGUGAAAUCUCCACAGCGUGGUCAGGCCUGUUUAGUAGUGCAUAUUACUUCUUUUAGGUAGAUGCCAUUUUGCAAUGGGUCUUAAAACCAUCUGGAAGGACUACAAAGUUCUGAUUGUUAUGAUACCUAGCCUUGGGCUGGUGCACUGGGGCUGGUUUUAUAUCAAGUCCAGUCCUAUUUUUCAAGUGAAGACAGAGGACUUUGUUCCAGAACCUGAGAUUGUGGCAUAUGUGAUGCAAAGGGAUCACAAAAAUAAAGAAAAAUAGCAUUUGUGAUAUGUAUUGUGGGUAUAACUAGCUUUUAAGCUUUUCAUCUGUGGGUGUUGCCAGAGGAAGAGAUGAGGAAAGCUAGCUGGAGCAGAAAGAACUUUCUCCUAGUGGCAGGACUGUCACUUAUAGGGGUCCAUUUUGGAAGCAUGCUCGUAAACUUUGUUGCUAAAAAAUCUGUUCGAUCACAUUCAGAAGCUACAAAAGAUCGUCAUGAAUGAAAUAGCUUAUGGCUGUCAUUAUGUAACAAUUUCACAGUAGGAUUUAGAGAUCAUGAGAAGUCACAGAAGUGUUGUUCUCAUACUAUAUGUACUGCUUCACAUUUAAAAUAAUAAUCCUUACCUGCAAAGAAUUUGAAUGUACUACUUCAAAUUUUAGAAGUGCUAUGAAUUAUAGAUCCAAGUGAAAAAAAUCUGUUUUGUUGGCCAGAAUUAAAAUCUUACUUUGAAAAUGUCUCGUCUUGAAGCUAAAAAGCCUCCCUUAUUUAUUAGUGAACCUUUAACUAAAGACAAAGUUAGUCACUCACUGUCUCUGCUGAGUGGAAUAUUAAGAUCUUGCUAUGGUCCUGCUGGUAGACUCAAACAUCUCCACAAUGGUGUGGGAGGCUAUGUUUGUACAACUUCACAAUCUUCAGCAAUACUCAGUAGUCUUUCUGUCAGUCAUCCUGUGUUAAGUGUUUUGGCAGCCUCUGUACAGAACCAUAUAUCCCGCUUCAGUGACUGUGGCUUAUUUACUGCCAUUCUUUGCUGUAGCUUGAUUGAAAACUUGAAAAGCCUAAAUGUUGCAUCUUGCACUGUCAUUAAAAUAAGCAAACAUCUCUUGGGUUUAUGUAUGGACUACCUCAAAUCUGAGGCCUGUGGCUGCCGAGUAGCUGUAGAUUUUAGCAGUGUUGAGAAUCUUCUUUGUUUGGUACGUAGCGUAUUAACAAGUAAACCUGCCUGCAUGCUUAAUAAAUCAGAAGUUGAUCAUCUCACCAUGGUGAUUUUAAAGGCUUUUAUGUUUACUGUUCCAUGUCAUGUUGAGACUGAUGCUGUUUUAGGAAAGUGUGUAAUAGUACCUGUGAAAGGUGGAAGAGUUGCGGAUUCUACGGUUCUUCCUGGACUACUGAUAGAAACACCAGAAAUUCAACUGGUAAAACCCCUUACUGUCAAAAAAACUUGUUCCAGCAUGAUCAAGAUAGCAGUUUUCUGUGUGUCCAUGUCAGGAGACUGCUUCAACCACGAAGAAGGAACUAUAACAGUCCAUCAGGGAAUUUCUCUAGAAAUGUCAGAGCUGGAUCAGUUGCUUACUGUAGGAAAGCAGCUGGUUAAUGAUGAGGUUGGCCUUGUAGUGUGCCAGAAAGUUAUCCAUCCAUCCUUGAAGCACUAUCUAAAAGAGAACCAUGUCAUCGUGGUGGACAGAGCUGGGCUCUCUCUGAUGGAACCCCUGAGUCGGAUGACAGGUUCAAAGCCUAUAGCUUCCAUACAUUUGUUGUCUCCUAGUUGUUAUGGCAGUUUGAAAGACGUGUGCCUUGAGAGUUUUGCCUCAAAACAUUUUGUGCAUCUAAUUCCUAAGGAGACAGUUAUCUGCAGCUUAAUACUCUGUAACAGAAAUGAAACAGCAUGGGAUGAAUUGAAGCGUGCCUGUGAAACUGCAGAGCAUGUGUUACAGUUAACAAUCAAGGAACCUUUGGCAUUAUUAGGAGGUGGCUGUACAGAAACUCACCUGGCUUCAUAUGUAAGACACAAGAGUGUUAGUCUGUCCACCAGCAGUCUUAAGGAUAUAGAUUGUUCUCAGGCACAAUACCAAUUGGUUGCUGAUGGUUUUUGCCGUGCCCUGGAGUCUGUAGCUUGCUCUCUGAAACAUGAUGAUGGAGAAGUUCUUACAGACAUGGUUUAUGGACACUGUUGGUUUGUUCCAUCAGGUUUUCCCUCUGUCUCUAAUUGGUCAGAUGUAGUUUCAAAAUGUGGCUGUGGGAUUAAUGGUAACACUGAGAAUCUCAACUGGAGGCUUUUGCAAGGCCAGUUUGGCUCUUCUGUUAUACAGGGCUGCCCUAAAGUGCCCUCAGUAAAAGUUGCUGACUUUCUGACACUGGACUGUUUUGCUGCAAAGUGUAGUGGACUACAAGUAGCUCUGGAGACAGCUAAUCUGAUUUUGGAUCUUUCAUAUGUAAUUGAAGAUCAAAAUUAGCUCUGAUCUUAUAUGAAUUGUGUUGCACGAGAUACUUAAUUGAAAGCAGAGUAAUAUAUUGUGUUUUAAGAUACUCUAAAUGGUUAGGAUAUAGAUGACAUUUUCAAUCAAAGUUUACCAUUAAGUACUCUUCUGAUUGUUUAUCUACUGUGCCCUCAAGCAUUUUCAGAUGUUUAACAUUUUGUUGGGGACUGUUAAAUGAUGAGCCAAAUAUACAAUGAAUCAUAGUAAUAUAUGAUUUACGAGUAGUCAAAUUAGUGUAUUCAAAAGACUGAAUGACACUUUGAUAUUCCCUCUGCAUUAAGCAGAGUUUUGGAUGUUUGUUAGCUCUGUGGCAUCUUCAGAGGAAUGGGAAAAAUGGAUUCAUUUGCUGAGAAAAACAUAUGUUACAGAUUAGAAUUUAUGUAGGCUCAGCAAAAGCUUUACACAUUCAAACAGAACUUUAUCCCUGAUAUUUUAAAUUUUGUAGGUAAAAAAGGCUUUCCUUAUCCACUUGAGCCACUUGUCUUCAAAUUUUGUUCUGAAGAUCUUGUCACUAUAUACUGUGUACAGUAUCCAUUUUUAAAUGGCCAGAAGAUUUUGGUUCAUACAUGUAAUUUAUUUAGCAAAUUACUAUAAAUCAACAUGGAGAUCUUAAGUUAGCAGGGAGGUCAAAGAUUUGAAAACAAAUGGCAGGCUGUGGAAAAAACUUCUGUAAAGUGGACCUUAUUUGUCUUCUGUGGAAUACAGAACAUCUUAUAAAUAAUGAUAUUUCUGUCAUUUUGGGAAAGCUGCAAGAAUGUCCCAUUUCCCAUUCAAUUAACUCUGACUGUGCAUAGCUUCUCUUCUUUUAAUAAAGUAAGGCUUUAAGCUGCUUGGCUUGUUUUGAUCUUUAAAUAAGGCUGUAAACUGAAUGAAACUUUUUCUCAUUUUCAGCUUGCAUGCAAGAUCAAAAGGGGUGUUACAGUUUCUUGCUUAAACUCAUUUUCUUUGUCCCUUUUCCUCUGUUUUCAGUCACAAGGGACAAAUUGUUCAUGACAUGCUUUUCCUGAAAACAUCCGAGUUAGUUAUAGACUAGUCUGCUUAUUUGUUUCCUGGUCUCUUAAGUUUUUAAUAUAUUUACUGAAUAUAAGCAGUGGAAUUGUUUUUUAUAACUCAAUUUUGAAAUAUGUAAUUAAAACCAGAUCUUUCCA
Molecule: messenger RNA, 3815 nt
Organism: Athene cunicularia (burrowing owl)
Lineage: Eukaryota; Metazoa; Chordata; Aves; Strigiformes; Strigidae
Gene: MKKS
Product: McKusick-Kaufman syndrome
Exons: 6
Coding region: 925-2643 (572 amino acids)
Biological process (GO): cilium assembly; intracellular transport; developmental process
Cellular component (GO): cytoplasm; nucleus; kinociliary basal body
Molecular function (GO): ATP binding
Source: RefSeq, a predicted model, not a curated record